AUGAAAGACGGAAUUCAGAAUCAUCCAAUAGAGCUAUGGUGCGGCGACAAGUUUUACUCCAAGACCUUCCCUCCAGGCACGGAAUUCCCAGAUAACACUACCCCUGAGGAGCGCGCGAAGUGUUACUGGGAUACCAGGCCGAAGGAAAGAGGCGGCCAACGCAUUAUAGAGAAUACACACGGAUGCAAAGGCAAUACGAUUGCUAUGGUUGAAGGUAUCAACCUAGGGACUGAAAUGUUUGACCUUCUCAUCAUUUGCCCAAAGUGGUUCGAUACCUACUGGUUUGAACAGCCCUCAAUGACUGCCCUACGUGGACAACAAUUUGAGGUGAAAAAGAAACAUAUAAGUGAAAUAGGCCGCCAGCUUGCCACUACUCUGAUUCAUGAACUUAGCCAUUCGCGAGUCCUCCUUGACAAAAGAAGAACGUAUGAUAUUAUUGGGGAAAAGUCUGCGUAUGGAUUCAAGGAAGUCUAUUUCCAUGCGAAGAAUAACCCCAACAAUGCCUUGAGAAACGCUGCUGAUUCGCCGGUUCAAGCAAUGUACCUUGAAGGAUAUAACUGGUCGACAGGAUUCAACGAGGCGAUGUUCGAGGAGGCUCCGCUUAAGAACACUCUUCGUGGAUAA
Messenger RNA from Arthroderma uncinatum, 624 nucleotides. RefSeq lists its product as uncharacterized. The coding region runs from base 1 to 624 and encodes 207 amino acids. The transcript has 4 exons. Gene Ontology annotation, molecular function: metallopeptidase activity. NCBI's taxonomy places the organism in Eukaryota, Fungi, Ascomycota, Eurotiomycetes, Onygenales, Arthrodermataceae. The record is from RefSeq and is a predicted model, not a curated record.